GUUUACAUAGAGGCAACCGAGUGGGGCGUAGGGUGAUGCAAUCACUUAACCCUUUUUGAGUUUGUUUCCUCAGUCUUUUUCAUUUUUCUAUUCAAAACCAUUACCUAGCCAUGUCAGCUGCCUUCUCUACCUUAUUACAAUUUCCACACAUUUCAGUACUAUUGUACAAAGAUUUGCCCAUACCCCCCAAUCAUUUAAUUUCCUACUCUUUCUCUCGCUCUGCAACCCUUCUUUGUUUUUUUAUUUAUUUAAUUUUUUGGUGUUCCAUUGUUGCUGAGAAAUUUUGGACGUAUAAGAGUCCUCAGAGAAAGAGAGAGAGAAUAUUGUGGAAUUUGAAAACCAAGAUAAGAUAUAUUUCAGGAGAUGUGAAAUUUGCAAGCAAAGAUGACAUCUUUCAGUGGGUUAAGCAUUGGUUUAAGUUUGGUUUUUGGUUGUCUUUUACUGGCUCUUGUUGCAGAGCUUUACUAUUUGCUUUGGUGGAAGAAGAGAAUUACCAGCUCACAAGUUGAGUAUGAUUACAACAACUACGCAAAGGAGCUCGUUCAACUCUUCUGCUGGAAAAAAUCUGCUUCUUUGCAUGCAUCCACCGCUACCAACAACAACAAUAAUCAAGGUUUAGUUAAAAACAAAGAUAGCAAUGGUGUUGAACCAGACUUGGAAGUUGGCUCAAGCAGAAAUUUGCUGGUGAAGGGUUUUGGAGAAGAGGGUGUAGAAUCAGAGCUCAUGAGACUACACAAUCUGGCAGGUCCACCCAGAUUUCUCUUCACAAUCAAGGAGGAAACAAAGGAAGAUUUGGAGUCUGAAGAUGGCAGGUCUAGAGGUGAGAAGAGCAGAAAAGGAUCCAGAACAGGGAGCUUGAGUGAUCUUAUGUUAACUGUUGACACUCCUCUUAGUCCUUUGGCUUCUCCACCAUUGAAGUCUCCUCCUUUGAACCCCUUUGAUUCUUAUCACCGCAAUGGAUUCAAUCCCCUCCUUGAAUCAUCCACAGAUGCAGAGUCAAACAAGCUUAGAUCUUCACCUCCUCCAAAAUUCAAGUUCUUAAGGGAUGCAGAAGAAAAACUUUUAAACAGAUUGAUGCUAGAAGCUGAGAAAAGGGUACAAAGAAAUGGUGGUUCCAUUCAAAACUGUGGUGUUAAAGCUGCCAACAACACACCAAUUUUAACAGAAGACAUACAAGGGUCUUUCCUUAAAUUCAUUGUUGGAAAGAAUGGAACACCUCUGCAAUAUUUACCACAGUGCCCUUAAAUUCAUUGUUGGAAGGAAUGGAACACCUCUCCAAUAUUUACCACAGUGCCCUUCAAGUUCCUCUCAGAUAUUGCCGUUGGAUUCCUGCUAGAUGAGUUUCUUUCACUUUUUUUUGUUCUUUUAAUUUAUUCUUUUCAUCUACCACUCAGUACUAUAGUCAUAGUUGGUUACUUGUAUAAAAAUGUGUAUUAAUUUUAAA
This is a messenger RNA of Gossypium arboreum, 1444 nucleotides long. RefSeq lists its product as uncharacterized. NCBI's taxonomy places the organism in Eukaryota, Viridiplantae, Streptophyta, Magnoliopsida, Malvales, Malvaceae. The transcript has 2 exons. The record is from RefSeq and is a predicted model, not a curated record. Bases 385 to 1245 code for a protein of 286 amino acids.